UGGCUCUAGCUAACCUCAGAAAUACCGAAAUGCAAUUUUCUCUCUCUGUAUGCCAAAGUUUUAGAGCAGAACAGUAGAGAAAACGCUAAUCAGGUCUGGCAACAAAUUUCAACUUAGCCAAAGAAACCUUGAUUCAUGUCGGAAUUCACUGCCUUAUUCCGAUCCUGGGUUUUUUUCUCCAAAUAGGUAAUUUUUUUUCCUGUAUUAAACCGGGUUACGCUCAACUGAAUUUUUUUUUUUAAAUGGAUGAUCAAGCUAGUAAAGGGGUUUAAGCCACUCAACAUGUUGAUAAAACUACUUGACAGAGUUUUCGAAUUUAGAGCCAGUCAAAACGCCUUUUUAUCAGAUGCUGAAAAACCAACUAGAAGGAUGGAGCAUCUUCCUCAUGAUGUUGUCCUUGACAUACUAUCUAGGCUUCCUAUAACAACUUUGAUGCAAUCAAAGUGUGUAUGCCGAGCCUGGCGAAGCAUAAUACAAAGCUCACUACUUGCUAAUAAGCAUUUAUCACAUAUGACUGAGAAUGAUCCAGGCAUCAUCUUUCAAAGUCAUUGGCCUAUUCAAAAUCAAUACUACUUUGUAGAUUUUGCUGCUUACACUGAAGGAAACAAGAUCUUGAAGAAAAUUUCUGUUUCAACAGAGCAUGCUAAUUUGGUAGGUUCAUGCAAUGGCCUGCUAUGCUUUUGCAAUUCUUCGCAAAUCCACAUUUGCAAUCCUUUAACCAAAGAUGCCAUAGAGCUGCCAAAAUUAUUAAGGGAUCCAGGAGAAGUGGGAAUUUUAGGAUUUGGUUUCAGUCCAACCACAAAGGAAUAUAAACUGGUUGAGAUAGUUUAUCAAAGAAGAAGGCCAGUUUACCAAAGAAGAAGGCCUAUAUUCAGCACUCAUCUUGCUGCAUCUAACUCAUUUCAAUCUGAGGUUCGAAUUUUAACUCUUGGUGGCUCCAGAUGGAGAAGUUUAGGGAUGGUACCUUACCGAUUUAUCCGGCAACCAUCACAGGUUAUGGUCUGUGGGAGACUUCAUUGGAUCUUUCAACCUGCCAAAUACAAAAUGGAAAACCAGAUCAUAUCAUUUGAGCUAACAGCUGAACAAUUCCAGGAGGUCCCUAAACCUGAUUGUGGGAGCUUAGACAGGUGUUUUUAUGAACUGAUGGUUCUUCAAGGUCAUCUCUCUGCAGCGGCCUCCAAAGCUAUUGGGGGAUUAGAGAUUUGGGUUAUGAAGGAAUAUAAUAUGAAAGAUUCUUGGAUCAAAGAAUUUAACAUUGCUAGUUUCCUGCCAAAAGAAUUGCAACAUAUCAAUGCAAGUACCCGUUUCCCUAGAUCAUUUUUCCGAGCUAUAUGUGGUUUCAAAAGUGGUAAGAUCUUACUGGAGCAUAGAAGCAAAGCACUUGUUCUCUAUGAUCCAGUACAUGAAACAUUUGAGGAUCUCACGUUUGAAGGAGCACCAAAUUGGUUUAAAAUGGUUGUUCAUGUUGGCAGCCUGGUCGGUAUCUAAGUACUAAAAUAACAAAGAAACCGUUGUUUUCUGUGGGUUUCUCCUUAUUGAAUCUGAACUUUUGUUUUGUGAUAAUCUGUACUGCCUUUUUAAAUGACUGUUCAACUUAUGAGUUUUCUUGCAAUCUUUUGUUUCUAGGAAUUACGAUGAUGCUUUUGAAUCAUCCAUGUUAGAUUCUAAUGCUUGUACUUAGCUCCUGAAACUUUUUUUUUAUGCCCUCCAUGUUAUCAUUAUUAAUUGUAUCUUUCUGAAUAAUCGGUUAAUUGAUGAAGCCAUCACUAUAUACAUAUAUAUAUAUAUAUAUAUAUACACACAUACCUAGACUAGACUCAAAGCCUAAAGGAAACUAGUGCCUUAUUUUGAAAUGAGUCAUAAUCAACUUCCAGAAGUAGUAUUAGAGAAGUUGACAAAUGUGGUUACAACAUUAUGUGAAUGUUAAAUACUGAAGAAGUAUAGAGACUUUCCGGUCUUAAGUUCUUUAACAUACGUUUUCAACACAAUUUUUUCUGUGGAACUUAUUCACUUAUUCAAUUGAUAAGAUUUGUCUUUUCUUUCAAAUAAAUAGUUGUUAGUGGAGUCUGCUAAUGAGAAAACAUGGUGAUAGGAAGAGAAAGCUCGAAGAAUAUUCCACUCAAGGUCGCUUGGCAUGCUAUCAACACAACUGAUAACAGCUAAAACGACUGCUCAUAAUAUGAUUUGCUCGAUUAAAGUUUGUAUAAGAUUCCGGGAACUGCUUAGAGCAAUUGCAUAGUGUGCCUGCAAAGCCGAAAACUAUCCAAGUUUUAUCUUCUUAGUAUCUAUACAAUAACUAGCUUAACUAUUCUAACAUCUUCACUACGCCGAAGCAACAUGGAAGUGAAGACAAAUAAGCCAUGAUGCUCAACUUGAUAUGGUAUUCUAUUGUUAUUGUUUGUACUAAGUUCGGACUGGGGGGGGAAGAGCUCAAAGAUAAGCUUUGAUGCGCCAAAUGCUGGUGCCGAGCUCCGACCUGAAGGUGUCCCUAUGAAUGUAGAAGAAAAGGAUAAUUAAAGGCAAAAACAAGAGGUGUUCCCUGCAUUUGUACUCCAAUGCGCAAGUCAAUAAGGAUCAAGUCGACAAAAAAAUAGGAAUGAGAGAGAGAAGUGAAUGGGAUCAACUUGGCUUCUUGGUGCUUGAGUCUUCGUAAUUAUAGGUAAGUUGAAGGUGACCAUAAGAGGAUAAUUAGGAUAAGCCCGAGCUGAGGUGGCACUGACCAUGUUAUGUCAGGUCGGCACAAAUGACAAAGAUAUCUCUUAUUGUUUGGUGAAGGCUUUGAAAAGAGAAAAGAUCACUAUAUCAUUUUGACCAUCAAAUGCCCCUAACACCAUACAUCCUAUCAAGUGGUCUGAGUAUCAGAUCACCAAAUUUAUUACCCAUGUCCCUGGUAUAGGACAAUUUAAUUGAAGUAACAGAUUGGCAGCUUGGUUCGUCGAAGGCUGACAUUGCAAGGGAAGGUCGAUUUUGGACAAUUGUAAACACCCAUCUGUG
Durio zibethinus is the source of this 2994-nucleotide messenger RNA. NCBI's taxonomy places the organism in Eukaryota, Viridiplantae, Streptophyta, Magnoliopsida, Malvales, Malvaceae. The record is from RefSeq and is a predicted model, not a curated record.